Messenger RNA from Durusdinium trenchii, 2126 nucleotides. NCBI's taxonomy places the organism in Eukaryota, Dinophyceae, Suessiales, Symbiodiniaceae. The record is from the annotation of a GenBank genome assembly.
GGCAAGCACAGAACCAACCACAACAGCUAAAUCCCUGGCACAUCUUUCAUUGUUCGUCUUUUCCCAGUGAGCUGAGCACUGAAGCCCCAGGGCGGUCUGGCUGGUGAUGAUGCUGGGAAAGGCCCCGUGCCUAUUUCAAACCUGUUUUCAAACAGUUUCAGACCUCUCUGGCGGCCAUAUCCAAAGCAUGUGGAAAAGAAUUCGUUCUCUCACAGCUCGAGAGGUGGUUACUGUACGUUUGCCAAAACUUAUUUUUCUGCUUCAAGCUGUUGGAAUUCUGAAGGGGCUUCAACCAUCUUCAACCCUUUGCUUCAAUGAUUUUCAAGAUGAUUCUUCCUUGGGUAUGUAGAAGGUCUCCAAAACAUGCUGACUUGCCUCGAACCGUCCUUGUGGUGCAUGCAACUACAAGUUCAGAGUACCAAAACGACUCGACCGCCUUACAUUGGGAUCCAUGGCGUGCCAUUUGUUUGAAGUCGUUGCAAAUGCAUGGUGGGGACAAGGUGUCUACAGCGUCCCCGUUAGCAAAGCCUCCGGCUGCAUCAGCGCAUGCAGGGUUCUCGCAACGGACGAAACACAAUCCAAAGGUCACCUUUGGACAACUAUUCGGCAUUGAAGCCGAACACUAAAGCCAUAGUGCGCGAACAUUCCGAGCUAGGAUGCAGGGCUUUGAGCGUUUUGGCGCAUAUCUAUUGGUGUUGGCAAGGAUGUGUCUCGCCCUGCUCGCCUCUCGCCUGAUGCAUCAUAUACUGUAUGCAUCGCCCGGGCCUACUAGGGCACUGUCAAGACGUUUGCGUUGUAGCAAGCAUCUUCAACCCUUUUUUUGCUCUCUCUUCGACCUACUGCGGGCAGCUGAGGCCAUGUGUUUCCUCAUUGGCGCGACCGGACCUGGUGUCACUAAAACCGGAGAAGCAUUGAUCGGUUCCACCAGCGACGACCCAUACCUCUUCCGCACCUUCGUCCAUGCGGCUCUCCCCAGUGGUGACUGCUUGGGCCAUGUGGGAACGGAGCUGGUCUACGCAACAGAUCGCUCGGAUCUGGAGCCGCCCUUCCAAGUGGAACCUGGUGAAGUGGGUCGUGGAGUGAACUCUGCAGGUUUGGCAUUCGCCAUCGCUUUGGCCGUGGAGCGCCCCAAAGCUCGUACGGGAGUUCCGGAAGGGCGACAUGAACCCGUGCGCUUCUGCGAUGUGAGCCGCCGGAUGAUGAAUGAGUGCCAUACUGUGGAUGAUGCGCUGAACUUGCUGCAGCACAUCCCUGCCAUCACGCCAGCUUUUUCCGUGAUGCUCGCCGAUGCAGAGGGGCAUUUGGCUCAGGUCGAGGUGGGUGCCUAUGGCACGGCCGUGCAUGAGAGGUAUUCCAAGGAGAACCCUGGCGUGGCGAUUGCAGUGAACUGCUACCAGUCCAAAGAGCUCAAUGGUUUCAACCUUCCUGAAGCCGAGCUUCAUGCGACCCAGAACAAUAAUGGAUGCCGAAGCUCAAGAGGCUGGGACUUGGUUCAAGAGCAGAUGAAGCAGGGCAAACUGUUGGAUGUCAGCACCUUCCGAGACAUCUUGUCAGAUCACGAGCAUCGAGACAGGGAUCCUGCAGAGAAUCCCUUGCUCAAGUGGUGGGGCUACAGUAUUUGCAAUCAUGGAACUCGGAAGCAGGACGCUUAUGAAGCAGAUGCGGCACCUUGGGGAACCGUCAGUGCUGAAGUCCUGGAGCCAGCGAAGAAGCUCUUGCACUACAACUAUGGCUGGGCCUGUGGGGAAGGCGCCGAGUUCCAGGAUCAGCUCUUUCAGAGUCACUCCUGGAGUCACUUCGCGUCCUUCCGCUCUCCCAGCGCGGGGGAGCACACCGGCCGUGGCGGUGGACGCCCCGUGGCCUGUACCACGGUGAAGGGUGAGCUCUUGGCAGAGGCCUCCCAGUUCUUGUGCACCGCCUUCUGAGAUGCCGAGGCAACCCGUUGAGACGCCGUUUCGCAGAACGAGGGGCUUCACGGCGCCACGUCGAGUGGCUUUCACCGAUGCAUUUUGCACCAAAGCAUUCGGAAAAAAGAAUAAGUGUUCAUAUGUUUUCGUGAGGAUGCUGGCAUAUGGUCUACAUAAGAUAUUCCAAUGGGGCAUAAUGGGGCAUUGAUUCAAUUUGUG